GGCUUGGAGCCUGUCUCCCGCGGUCGUUUUUUUGGUAGCCGAAGCUGAGCGACGGGAGUGGUUUUGCUGGGUUUUGUGCCCCCUCGGCCGCUGCGGGCGAGCGGACUGCAAAGCGAGUGGAAGACUCCGGCGAGCGGUGCCGUCCAAAGGACGGCGAGCAACAAGUGUCCCCGGUCCUUUCGAGCUGGGCCGUGUACGAAGUUAAGAGGGUUCGGGUCCCCACUUCCUUCGGCUUGCCUGAGGGCACGUGGCCCCGGCCCCUGGAAGGCGGACGCCUGGCGGAGGAGCCAGAGGGUCUGGUUCAGGUGCCCUCGUGUGGUAUUGGAGGACGAAGAAAGCAGGGAGCCCUCGAGGAGAUGCGCUGAAGCGAGUAGGAGAGAAGUGAAGUGGCGGCAGCGGGGUGAGUCACGAAAGCGAAGAGGAGGAGGAGGAGGAGGAGGAGGAGGAAAAGAAAAAGGGAGACGGAAGCGGCCCUGACGUUUCUCCAUUGCUUCGUUUCCCGCAACUGAAAUGCUCCUUUCUCGCCGUCGGUGAAAGCCCCGGGAGUCACCCGUUCUUUCGAUUGCUCGCGGGCCCUGGGGCACCGGUUCCAGGGGGAAAAGCAACGCGCGUUUUUACCAGGGGGGAAUCCACUCCGGACUGUGGGAGGAGCGAGGGCCAAGCGCCGCCGAAACAACGUCUAAUGGGGAAAAACCCGGCACAUCCUGGGUCUGCUGGCAAGGCCAUCAUCUCCUAAGAGCGAUGGUGGCGGCUCCAUCAAGGGCGACAGCAAGAGCACCAACUCCGGUCACAGGGAGCCGGCGACGUAGCAGAAGAAGCGGGCCCCGGCCAUUGUCUGCCAAGAUAUGAGACAUGAUUGUUGGACGCAGAAGAUUAAAAUUGCUGGGAAUUCUGAUGAUGGUAAAUUUCUUUAUAUAUGUCAUUGUGGAAGUCUCAAAAAAUAGUGGCCAAGACAAAAAUUCAAAACGACAAGUUAUACUCCCAACGAGCAGAUUUUGGAGAAAAUAUAUUCCUCACAAGGCAUAUUGGAAUAAACAGCAGCAGAAGUUGGAAGACUUAUAUAAUCCUAUUUUUGCAUUGCUUUUCAAUAUGACUCUGGAAGAAAGGUUAUCUUCCAAUAAUAGCUUUUGGAACUCCUGUGAUCCUGAUCCAUCUAUAUCCUCAGAUCUUAAAGAUUUUGAAGACUUACCAGAUAGGUUUAAAGACUUUUUUCAUUAUUUAAGAUGUAGAAAUUAUUCAUUAUUAGUAGAUCAGCCACACAAGUGCAAACAUAAACCUUUUUUGCUUCUGGCUAUUAAAUCGCUUAUAUCACAUUUUGAUAGAAGGCAAGCAAUCCGGGAAUCUUGGGGAAAGGAAAUUAAAUUAGGAGACAUAACUAUUGUAAGAGUUUUCCUAUUAGGUCAAAUUCCUCCUGAAGAUCACUAUCCCAAUCUGUCAGAUAUGUUGAAAUUUGAGAGCGAAACCCACCAAGACAUACUUCUGUGGAACUACAGAGAUACUUUCUUCAAUUUGACUCUAAAAGAGGUACUAUUUCUAAAAUGGGUCAGUAACACUUGCCCUGAUGCUCAGUUUAUUUUCAAAGGAGAUGAUGAUGUUUUUGUGAAUACCCAUCAGAUCCUGGAUUACUUGAAGAGUUUAACUAAAGAAAAAGCCAAAGACUUGUUCAUAGGUGAUGUUAUCCGUGAUGCUGGACCUCAUCGUGAUACAAAUGUGAAAUACUAUAUCCCACACAGUAUUUAUGAAGGCUCUUAUCCUCCAUAUGCAGGAGGUGGCGGAUUUCUUUAUUCUGGUGAUCUGGCAUUAAGAUUAGCUAACAUAUCUGACCAAGUCCUUCUUUAUCCUAUUGAUGAUGUGUACAUUGGCAUGUGCCUUCAGAGACUUGGGCUUUCUCCAGAAAAACACAAAGGCUUCAAAACAUUUGACAUUGAAGAGAAACAGAGGGACAAUAUAUGCUCCUAUACAAACCUAAUGUUAGUUCACAACCGGAAUCCUCAAGAAAUGAUUAAAAUCUGGACAAACUUGCAAGAUCCACAUUUAAGUUGUUAAAAAUGUAUGUGUCCAAAAAUUAUUCCUAAAUUUCAGUUUAAAUUCUUUGGCUAAAUGGUAAGCAUAUUAUCUUCAAUUGGUGGCUUGUUUUGUAAACCAAAAUUAGCUAGUAACAUUGUCUAGUACUUCUAAAAGUGAGAUUACAACUACAAGAGUGCACAUCAGAAGAUAUGGCAUGAAAAUAUUCUCAUAGUUCUGUCCUAAAAUUUUGAAAAAUUGAAGCUUUCCAAAGUUGUGAUUGGUGUAAUUUUAAAGACUGAUUAGUCAAAAUAUAUUCAAUAAAUUGGUCGUCUUCUGAUACUGUAAUUAAAUUAUGGUGAUAGAUUCCAUCAUCUUUCCUGAGAUGAGAAAUUAUAGAGAUUUUGCUGUUAAAUUUUGCUCUUAUUUUCCCAAUUUAACUUCCAUAAUAACUUAAAUAUCAUAAUUAAAGAGGUUUUUUUGCAGCUUAGUUUCCCACCUUUAACUCCAAAUCCUUUAUCACUUCAUUAAAUAAUAUUUUAGUUAAUGAUGGUAGAAACAUCUCUAAUAUGGGACUGUGCAUUUAAAAGAUCUAAUUUUAUGUCAGUGAGAAUCUCAUGAAAAUGGUGAUAAUUGAGAUACCAUUUUUUUAAAAAAAAAUCUUUAAGGUUAUUGUGUCUAUUUCGGAAGGAAUAGAUUCUAAAAGUCUCAAAUCACUAUAUUGCUAUAUCUUCAUAUGUGUUAUAUCUGACAAUUCAAACAGCAUUUGCUGUCUUUGUACAUGUAGAAGUGCCUGUAUUUAUUGUUUAAAUGGAAGACCAAAAUAUUUUCUUAAAAAUAUUUAAGAAACAUUUGUAAAGCGCUGUCAGUCAUAUUUAAAUUAAAUAGAGUAUGCUAUUUUAAAUGUGUUGAAAUGCGAAAUGUUAAAUAAAAUUGUUUUUGAAUUUGGAA
Pantherophis guttatus is the source of this 2955-nucleotide messenger RNA. RefSeq names its product UDP-GlcNAc:betaGal beta-1,3-N-acetylglucosaminyltransferase 2 (gene B3GNT2). Lineage: Eukaryota; Metazoa; Chordata; Lepidosauria; Squamata; Colubridae. Gene Ontology annotation, biological process: protein O-linked glycosylation; poly-N-acetyllactosamine biosynthetic process. Gene Ontology annotation, molecular function: N-acetyllactosaminide beta-1,3-N-acetylglucosaminyltransferase activity. Gene Ontology annotation, cellular component: Golgi membrane. The record is from RefSeq and is a predicted model, not a curated record.